Messenger RNA from Nematolebias whitei (Rio pearlfish), 1796 nucleotides. Its product is annotated as nucleolin 1. Lineage: Eukaryota; Metazoa; Chordata; Actinopteri; Cyprinodontiformes; Rivulidae. The coding region runs from base 191 to 1288 and encodes 365 amino acids. The record is from RefSeq and is a predicted model, not a curated record. The transcript is spliced from 10 exons.
CGCCGACGUACAACCUAAACGGAAGAGAAAGAGGCGAGUCGAUGAAACCGAUUGUUUUCUGUCCAUUGUCUGUAUUUUCGCGUGGCGGUAACCGUCUCUGUGUCCCGGUGACGCUGUCGGGUGAACGUACAGACGCACUGAAGCUGUAAAUCAUUUAUAUUUUUAAAGAAGGGGGUGGCUGACCGUCACAAUGGACUCCGCUGACUCGGACACGGCUGAUCGUCGCUCCGCAGGUGAACCAGACAAGGACAACUCCAGCUCUGAAGAUGAUUUCAUCCCACUGUCGAAGCUGCUUGAGAAGCCAAAGCUCAACAAGAGUUCUCGUGACAACGGCCACAGCUUGACGUCCAACACGAACUCCAAAACAAACAAAGAUGAUUCCUCGGACGACGAGCCGCAGAUAAAGAAGAAAAAAGGCAAAAAGAAAGCUGCUCCUUCCAAACCAGAGCCCGACACUGACGGCGACUCUGACAACGAGCCUCUGAUCAAAAUCGCCAAAACGUCCAAACCAGCAAAAAAACGGAGCUCAGUGACGCCAAAAAAAUCUGCUAACAGGAAGAGGGAAGCGUCGCCAGAUAAACACGAAAGCUCAGAUGACGAACCUUUAAUUGAAAUUGCCAAGAAGCUUCAGCCACGGCAGAAGAGAAGAGCUUCUCUCGCCUCGCCUAAACAAGCAACUCCAGGUUUUAAAUCCCAACGGAACGCGGCCAGGAAGAGCGUUAAUUACGCUGAGACGCACAGCGAGCACAGCUCAGACGACGAGCCUCUGGCGACUUUAACGAAGAAAAGAUCGGACGCUCCCAAAGACAAAACGACUUCGUCCAACAGGAGAGGACGAAGAGCAAAAACACAGAAAGACUCUUCAUCCUCAGAGAAAAACUCGGACGAAGACGACGUUCCUCUGACCAAACUCGUUUCCCGGAAGAAAAACGCGAAGAAGAGCAACGUGUCUCGAGGCCGGCUGGCCAAAAAGACAAAAGAAACGAGUGAUGGGAGCUCCGACGACGAACCGUUGGUUCACCCGGUAAAGACAAACAAAACGAAAGCAUCGACUCAGAAGAAGAAAACAAAAAGUCCAAGAAAAAAACCUCCAACAGACGAGUCGAGCAACGUUUCCGAGGACGAGGCGACGGCUCCGACGCUCAAACACCCUCAGGUGACCAAAACGGCUCGAGUCCUGCUGAAGAGGUGCGACGUUGGAGGGUCAGCGGCAGCUCUGACGAAGUCCAGACCAGCAGGAAGGAAAGCAGCUAAAGUGAACUGGGAGGGAUCUUCAGACGAAGAAUAGAAGCAGAACGCUGCAGUUUGUUCUCGUGUUUUAUAAUCUGUUUUAAUCCAAAGGUUUCCGCUUCAGACCACGUGUUUCCAGCCUUGUCCUUUUUUAUUUCACACUGUGCUCCGUUUGUUUGCAUCGACUGGUUUUAUAUAAAACAAAAGAAGUUUCAAACCCGUUCUUUCUGCAUGGACUUCUUCACAUCUGCUCCAGCUGCUGGAUUCCUUUACAGUCGGUAAAUAAACAAAAUACUCCAAUUCCAAUGAAAGUAUAAAAAGCUGAAGUAAAUACUCUGAUGGUCGAGUUGCACAAAGGUUUUCUCACAUCACAUUUUACAAAAGUCCACUGGAAUAAAGUUUUAAUGUUAAAAAAUGUAAUCAAAAAAUUAAUGCGUUUAUUGAAUUAAAUAAACUGUUGCCUUUUAUUACUUUUAUUGGAAUAUUUCAAGGAAUUUGAAAAACAAAGUGUUUUUAGUUAAAUCCUUUAAAAAAAGUUUAGUUUGAAAAAUGAAAGUGACGUAAUU